UCGUGCCUGGCUGACCGAGUUGCGAGACAGCCCGCCGCGCCCGCUUUCUCCCCCGCACGAAACACAGCUGGCAGCCGACGCGCAGCCCGCGUCACCCUGCCAGCGUCCACGAAAGCGAUGACGCAGCAACAGCGACGCAGCACCCGCCACGAUGCCCGCCGACGACGCUCCGCCAGCGCGCAACACUAGUCCCAAGCGGAGGCGGACAACACGAGACGAAAGCCCGGCACCCGGCCAGAGCGCCCCACAAGUCGGCAGCGUCGGCAGCAUCCUCACCCUCACCGAAGGCACCACCUUUAGUGCUCCUCGCACCCCGAAACGCGCAUCGAGUCCUAUCCGCGAGCUGACCCAGCUGUGCACGGCGCGGCCGCCCAUCCUGCAAGAUGCGCUCGCGAUGCCGACCCACGCCCUCUCCCCUCACGUCAACACCCGCCUUCAAGCGCUACGGAAGAGAACGCGACAGCACAACAUGGAGGGCUACAUUCCAAGAUGUUUGAAGGACGCGCUGGGGGGAGAGCUGGCCUUCGCUACUGCUUUGCAGGCCGAGCCCAUCGACGACGAGGCAUACGACGACGGCGUCGACAGCACACGGGAAGACAUCGCUGAUAUCGUGGAGCGGGUCAAGGCUGUCUUUCAGGGCACCGAGCUCUGCCAGAAGGGUGGGAAAGACGAGAACGGCUGGUGCCUCGAUGUCGUAGGCCCUUUGCUCGAGCUCGCCAUGGUUCUGUACGGCCAUGGCCGCUUCCGGCGGGAAAUCGUGCAAUCCCAAAGCAUUCAACCGGCAUACCUUUCGCUCGUCCUCAACCACUCGAGCGAUCCGCCCCGAGAGCGACCGCUGUUUCGCAAGACGGACUUCUGCUUCUCCUACUCGCACCUAUCUCCCCAAUACGCGACCCUCUACGAGCGAUUACGGAACACUCUUGUGGCGCACACAACGGACAACUUCACCCAACGGGCCGCGCUCUUCUCCGGCGUUGAGGUGAAGCCCGCGGGUGGGAGUCUAGCCGAAGCACAGCUUCAGCUGAGCAUCUGGAUGGCGGCGAGUCUACGAAAGAAGGCGGAACUCUUCAGGAAUACUUUCGGGCACGAGUCUUGCUUGGAUACUCCCGCACCGGACCCUGCUCCGGCAAUCGACGAAGGCGUCGACGUCGCCUCUACCAGGGCAAGCACCUCUUCGCCACACUGCCCCCAACGCGACGCCCUGAUCGAACCGGCGGUGACUAUCAUCGGCGCGGAGCACAAGUUGUACUACGCGCUCGUCUCCGGUCUCUCUGAUCCCGCCGAUCCCAAGGGCUGCACCGUCUCAGUCCUAGGCCCCGAUCGGAAUCUCGCCGGCCUCUCCACGGAAUCCAUAUCGGGCAUAUUCCGACUGGCUCGCGUGUACGGGAACAUCUUUCAGUAUGGGUUCGAUGAAGACCCAAAGCACGGCUACUGGGGUGCAUUUCUGGGUCCGUUGCUAGAGGAGGUUGCGAGGGCAAGCAAUGGUGGAUGAGGAAGAGAUAGCCUUCCACAUAUAUCAAUCAAACGUCGUUCGUACGCCACGGGGAUGCGAUGUAAUAGUCGCCACACCGCUUUGUCUCGUUCGCCUUGUCUUCUACACCUCUACACCUUCAUACUUCCACAACAACUCGCUCCAUUCUGCUCCGUCUUAUCGCCGUACGUUGAUCGCCUAUAAUGCGCAACACGAACUCCUGCAAGCCUACGCGUGAUCCGGAUAGCCUUGUGUGCUGCUCAACCUC
This is a messenger RNA of Trematosphaeria pertusa, 1739 nucleotides long. RefSeq lists its product as uncharacterized. NCBI's taxonomy places the organism in Eukaryota, Fungi, Ascomycota, Dothideomycetes, Pleosporales, Trematosphaeriaceae. The transcript is spliced from 2 exons. Bases 152 to 1492 code for a protein of 446 amino acids. The record is from RefSeq and is a predicted model, not a curated record.